AAGUGAAAAUUUGGGUGGAGUGGCAAUAGUAAUAUUCUGUAGCGUCAAUUUACAUUCCAACCUCCGGUUCUUCUGUGUCUCGGUGCUGACGUUUACAUGGAUCUCUGUCUCUUACGCUCUCUUCCUUCCCAAACUCAUGCAUUAGUCCUUCCUCCAUUCAUUUCUAAUCCUUCUCCCAAUUUCCAUUUCUUCAUGUGACUUCCCAUUCCAAUCUCUGCUCUCAGAUCUCCAAUCCGCCAUGGAAAUGGCCUCCACUCCCAAAACCGUCGAGGAAAUUUUCAAAGAUUACAGCGGCCGCCGCGCCGGUCUUGUUCGAGCUCUCGCUCACGAUGUCGAUGAAUUCUAUGGCCUGUGUGAUCCAGAUAAGGAAAAUUUGUGUCUAUAUGGACAUCCCAAUGAAACAUGGGAAGUGGUUCUUCCAGUGGAAGAGGUUCCACCAGAGCUUCCUGAGCCUGCACUUGGAAUUAAUUUUGCAAGAGAUGGCAUGAACCGAAAAGAUUGGCUUUCACUAGUUGCUGUACACAGUGAUUCCUGGUUGCUCUCUGUGGCUUUCUAUCUUGGAGCAAGGCUUAACCGAAAUGAAAGAAAGCGUUUAUUUAGCUUGAUGAAUGAUCUUCCCACUGUCUUUGAAGUUGUGACAGAACGGAAGCCUGCCAAAGAGAGGCCUAGUGUAGAUAGUGGAAGCAGAUCACAAGGAAGUGCAAAGAGAUCCAAUGAUGGACAGGUGAAAAGCAACCCAAAACUUGCUGAUCAGAGUUGCGAGGAGGAUGUUGACGAACAUAGCGAAACCCUCUGUGGUAGCUGUGGUGAAAAUUACAGUGCAGACGAGUUCUGGAUUGGCUGUGACAUCUGCGAAAGGUGGUACCACGGAAAGUGCGUAAAGAUAACGCCUGCUAAGGCUGAUAAUAUCAAACAAUACAAGUGCCCAUCUUGCAGCAUGAAGAAGGGCAGGCAGUAGUAACUAAAAGGAAGACGGGGGGCCGGAAAAGCGUGAUGUCUGGUGAGUUAAGUGACUAAUGAAAGCAUAGUAGCAAUAUUCCUUUCUGUAUGUACGAAUUUGUAGUUAAUAUGUUUAUCUCAUAGGUGUGUGUUGGAUCCUUAAAGUAUAUCACCUUAGUUAAUUAUGCUAGUAUUAGUAUAAAUAUAUUGUUCAAUUUAGGAUGACUUACUCAACAUCCACUGGUCUACUUGUAUUUCAAAUUGUCAUUACAAACAUGAUUCUAUUUUAUCUUAGAAGAAGAAUCCAUCAAAACUGUUGCUUA
Molecule: messenger RNA, 1262 nt
Organism: Momordica charantia (bitter melon)
Lineage: Eukaryota; Viridiplantae; Streptophyta; Magnoliopsida; Cucurbitales; Cucurbitaceae
Product: PHD finger protein ALFIN-LIKE 1
Biological process (GO): regulation of DNA-templated transcription
Cellular component (GO): nucleus
Molecular function (GO): transcription coregulator activity; histone binding; transcription cis-regulatory region binding
Source: RefSeq, a predicted model, not a curated record